Messenger RNA from Neoarthrinium moseri, 720 nucleotides. RefSeq lists its product as uncharacterized. Bases 1 to 720 code for a protein of 239 amino acids. NCBI's taxonomy places the organism in Eukaryota, Fungi, Ascomycota, Sordariomycetes, Amphisphaeriales, Apiosporaceae. The transcript has 3 exons. The record is from RefSeq and is a predicted model, not a curated record. Gene Ontology annotation, cellular component: cytoplasm.
AUGGGAUCUUCACCAAACAAACUGAUUCUUUACACAAACUAUACCUGUACAUGGGCCAAUCGUGCCAAUGUUGCACUUACAGAACUCGGCAUACCAUUUGAGGAGAGAAUCAUCAAUGUAGACGGUCCACGUCCCCCUGAGUUCCUGAAGCUCAAUCCACGUGGGCUCGUUCCGGUGAUUAUCUUUAACGACGAGGUAAUCAUUGAAUCAGCUAUUGUCUGCCAGUUUCUGUGCGAUAUUUAUCCGUCCCACCUGUGCCCUCCGCCGACCACGAUAGAGGGUGCUUUGCAACGUGCAAGGAUAUCCUUCUUUACAGAUGCGUACUGGACCAAGUUCCACACUAUACUCUUUAGACUGUUCGAAGCGCCAACCAAAGUCGACGAGGAGAAUGUCGUGAAGGAUGCCAUCAAUGGGCUGGUUAAGGAGGUAGAGCCGCUGCUGAAGAAUGCCAAUCCAUUUUUCGGAGGCAGCGAUCGUCUGACACUGGCCGAAGUAAUGAUGGGACCAUUUGUCAUCAGGGCUGUCACACUAUCCAAGUUUGGUGUCUAUCCGACAAGCUUGAAUGAACAAAUCGAAAGCAAAGCCCCAAACUUUCACAGCUGGGCCAAAGCUGUCUCUAGCCAUUCCAGCAUCACAUCCAUUUUUGAUGAACAAGUCAUCGUGAAGAGGUCGCUGAACAAGAGGCACAGAAUGAGGAAGGCUGCUGGCUUGGACGAUUAA